Drosophila teissieri is the source of this 1287-nucleotide messenger RNA. RefSeq lists its product as uncharacterized. The transcript has 2 exons. NCBI's taxonomy places the organism in Eukaryota, Metazoa, Arthropoda, Insecta, Diptera, Drosophilidae. The record is from RefSeq and is a predicted model, not a curated record. The coding region runs from base 197 to 1102 and encodes 301 amino acids.
CAAAACUCACUUUAAUCAGAGUGCUGGCCCGGAAUAGACAUUAGCUGACUGACUUUCUCACUUUUUAUUGUAUCAGUUAAAAUUCUCAAUGUGUCACUAAAAAUCGCCGGCCAGAUUGCUGAACGUACAAAAAAAAACAAGAAAAUUCAUAGUGUUAUUCAACCGCAGUAGCGAAGUGCACACACAGAGUAUCGCAAUGGCCAAGGACCAGGAAGGACAGACAUAUCAACCAUCCGCCCCGGAGUCCACCGAGGAUCAGAAGCGGGAGCAGCGUGCCCGUCUCAUCAAGGCACUGAGCCGCUUCAAGCCACGCGAUGCGAAUCCGCUGCAGUUCUACAACUGCGUCCGCGAACUGUGCAUCAUGCACAACUGCAGCAUCGACGAGGGCCUGGAACGAGCGGCGUUGACUUGGCCAGGACUCAGUAUGCAACAGCGGGAGCUAUACGAUUCGCAACGCCAUGCAGAGCUUCCGAUCCCCGUGCCACGUCACCUCAUCUACCGCGCCUUCCAGAAGGAGAGCAAGGGUCUCUGGUCCCUGGGCCGCUCGUCGGUGGGCGGCGGCAAGCAGAGCACCCGCUAUACCCUGGAAUCCUACAAGCCGCCACCCAAGCCGUCGCGCCUCAAGACGCAGCUGAAUGAGCGGCGCCCCAAGUACGAUAAUCUGCUGGAUUUGCCGCCGAAAGUGGCAGCAAUGCGUGUGCCGCCGGAGCCGAAUCGCAAGUUUUCCAGGGUAUCACCAGCUUCCGGUCGCCGGAUACGGAGUUUAACGCCACCGGCCGUUCGGCGUGUCCGUUCCAUCCGGCAAAUUCUCUCAAUGGCCAGUGUGGAUAUGAAGAAGAACGCAAGGAUGCGAAAUGCGGGCAAAUGCAAUCGAAGCAAGAAAACUGAAGCUGCGGAAGCCGGCAAAUUGCAAGCGGAUAAACUGGCAACUGGAGUUAGCAAGCUGCCCAAGAAGAAGGCGAUCAAACGCAAGGGCGUCGCCUCCAAGGCAAAGCGAUUGGCCAAGGCUGAGGAUCUGCAGACGUCGCAUAACUGGGACGAGGCCAUCGGAAGCGUGCGUCGGCGCCUCAUGAUGCACAAGCCCUUAAAGGCCAGAUCCUAACUUCAUCUAUAUACCAUAUAACUUUAUCUAUAUACCAUAUAGAUAUAUAGCCCCCGAAAAAUGGUGUCAGUAAGUGUAGUUUUUACUUGUUAAAGGAUUACUUCAUUGUCCGCAAUUGAGAGACAGACAAAAACCCCUAUUCAGAACAAAAGCAGUUAAAUUAAAAGUAUGCAUUUAUUAUUCAA